Molecule: messenger RNA, 1182 nt
Organism: Striga hermonthica
Lineage: Eukaryota; Viridiplantae; Streptophyta; Magnoliopsida; Lamiales; Orobanchaceae
Source: the annotation of a GenBank genome assembly
AUGGAGGGAAAAGGGUUUUGCAGUCUUUUUGAGAAUGCUAAGCCAUACAUAGCCAUGAUCUGCUUGCAAUUUGGUUAUGCUGGGAUGAACAUAAUUACAAAAGUGUCCCUCAACAGAGGCAUGAGCCACUAUGUGCUUGUGGUUUACAGGCAUGCAUUUGCCACUGCUGUUAUUGCCCCUUUUGCCCUCGUGCUCGAAAGAAAAGUGAGGCCAAAGAUUACGUUCACGAUCUUCAUGCAGCUGUUCGUGUUGGGACUUCUCGGGCCGGUGAUCGAUCAGAAUUUCUACUACGCGGGGCUUAAAUUCACUUCCCCAACCUUUUCGUGUGCAAUGAGCAAUAUGCUCCCGGCUAUGACGUUCGUUAUGGCUGUCCUUUGCAGGAUGGAGAAAUUGGAGAUUAAGAAGGUGAGGUGUCAGGCAAAAGUUGUCGGAACUAUAGUGACGGUGGCCGGAGCAAUGCUGAUGACACUGUACAAAGGUGACAUGAUCAACUUGUUCUGGUCCAAAUACUUACAUCAUCCUCUGAGGUCAAAUGUCCCGAGCUCGACCGGUCAACAUACCGACAAGGACUGGUUCAAAGGCUCUAUUCUCCUCAUCAUUGCAACUUUUGCAUGGGCUUCUUUCUUCAUUCUUCAGGCUAUAACAAUGAGGAAAUACACAGCCCAGCUAUCACUCACAGCACUAGUGUGUUUUAUGGGCACAUUGCAAUCUAUUGCUGUUACAUUUGUGAUGGAGCAUAAGCCACAUGUUUGGGCCAUUGGGUUUGACAUGAAUCUCUUAGCUGCUGCUUAUGCUAAAAGAGGGCCUGUGUUUGUGACUGCUUUCAGCCCAUUAAUGAUGAUCAUUGUAGCCAUAAUGGGCUCCUUCAUUUUGGCUGAAAAAAUAUAUGUUGGAGGGGUUCUUGGAGCAGUUUUAAUUGUUAUUGGGCUUUACUCUGUGCUGUGGGGAAAAUACAAAGAGUACAAGGAGAAAGAAGAGGAAAUUCUUGAACCAGUCAAAGGUGACAAUCACAUGAAUUUGGGCACUAUUAUUGAAGAUAUUGAGGCAAAUACUUUUGUUCAGCUAAAUAAAAUGGAAGAAAAAGAAGAAAAUAGAUUGUAUGUGUCCCCAGUGGCUAUAAGUGGCCCAAUGCCACAGCCCACCAUGCUAGCCUUACAGGCCCCAAAAAAUAUAAGUAAUUAG